AUGGAAGAGGGGGUCACAUAUGCCGAUCUGCGCUUUACCCCCCCACCAGCUCCUCAGCAGCCGGUGCGGCUGUCCUGGUGCUGGGCAGCCCUCAGCCUGUCUCUCCUUUCCUUGAUCCUCCUGUUGGCGCAGAUUGUCCUCGCUGGCUUGAGCUUCCACUAUUUAGGACAACAGGCAAGCUGCACCCGGAGCAUGGAGGAGAGUCCCAGCUAUGUGCAUCAGGCACUGCAAGGGCGAUGCCAGUUCUGCCCGGCUGGGUGGCUCUGGGAUGCGGGGCAGUGCUACUACUUCUCCUCUGCCAAAAGGAGCUGGCAGCAGAGCAGAGAGGACUGCUGCUCCAGAGGAGCACAGCUGGUCACCAUCCGAGCCAACACCACCUUGGCUUUCCUGGUGCGCACAGCCAACAUGGAGGUCUUCCAUGUGGGACUGAAGCAGGAUGGCCUGAGAUCUGACUGGAAGUGGCUCGAUGGCACUGCACUGAAGGGGCUCUUCCCAGUCCAGCGCUCCACCAGCAGCUUUGUGGCCUGUGGCAGGGUGUCAGCCUCGGGGCUGUCAGGUGGUCUGUGUGGGGAAGCCCUUGGCUGGGUCUGCGAGCAGAGUGCAGCCACCCUGCAGUGGCUCCGGUCGUCAUCCCCUGCAUUCCGAUGGGGAAAUAUCACCUACACCUGUGUGGGGCCCUGA
This is a messenger RNA of Apaloderma vittatum (bar-tailed trogon), 681 nucleotides long. RefSeq names its product killer cell lectin-like receptor subfamily G member 1. NCBI's taxonomy places the organism in Eukaryota, Metazoa, Chordata, Aves, Trogoniformes, Trogonidae. The coding region runs from base 1 to 681 and encodes 226 amino acids. The record is from RefSeq and is a predicted model, not a curated record. The transcript is spliced from 6 exons.